This is a messenger RNA of Diabrotica virgifera virgifera (western corn rootworm), 1864 nucleotides long. RefSeq names its product trace amine-associated receptor 4-like. The transcript is spliced from 8 exons. The coding region runs from base 217 to 1773 and encodes 518 amino acids. Gene Ontology annotation, biological process: G protein-coupled receptor signaling pathway. NCBI's taxonomy places the organism in Eukaryota, Metazoa, Arthropoda, Insecta, Coleoptera, Chrysomelidae. The record is from RefSeq and is a predicted model, not a curated record. Gene Ontology annotation, molecular function: G protein-coupled receptor activity. Gene Ontology annotation, cellular component: membrane.
AUCGGCCAAUGGAUCAACAAUAAUUCUCCAAUAUUCUCUCCACUAAUUCUCCGUAUCCAACGCUAUGUCGACGACAUCGUGGAGAGCGGCAGUUGGGGGUCUCCUCGCGAAGUGCGCUCGAGUUUGAAAUUCAAACCUCGUGACGGAGCAUUUGGAUUACAGUUUUAAGGAACUUAGAGAACACCAUCUCCAAUCCAAUGGCGACGACUUAGUGGCAUGAAAUCGAUAUUUUUUUCAAUAUUUAUUAUACUAACAGCAGUUGUUGGCCUUUUAAUAAACGGAUAUGUGUUGAUGAUAAUAAUUUUAACGAAACAGGUUAAAUCUGCAAACCAAAUUCUCCUUCUUCACUUAGGCACUAUAGAAGUAUGCAUAGGAGUACUAUUCUUAGUAUUUUUUAUACCAGGAGCGAAUGAUAAGGAGUGGCCGUCGGCUGGAGCCCCGUGCAUAGUCUAUGGUUUUUUCUUUACCUUACUUCAACCUUUAGCCCUUUGGACGAUCUGCGGAUUAAAUUGUGACAGAUUCUACAUUAUAUCUGUCCCGUUGCAUUAUAAUAGAAUAAUUACUUCCAAGAAGAUUUUAAUAGCUAUUGGAGCCGGUUGGACAAUAUCAAUUUUGCUGAGUACUCCGCCAUUUUUUAAAGUAACUCCGUUUACUUUCGUCCCACGUCUAGGAGCUUGCAGGCCUCACAAUAUUUCUGGAACUGGAAUCCUGUGGUACUCUACUAUAUACACAAUUUUCACAUUAUUCCUACCAGCCCUUUUCAUCAUAUUUUGUAACGUAAAGAUAUUUAUUAUAGCUCGAUAUCACCGUCACAGGAUAGCUUCAGCAAUAUUUCAAGUAGCGAUUUCAGCCCAAGUUGCCAUAACGCAUCAGAAAAAUCCGUUAUCGAUGUCUUUCGGAAGGAUAGCGACACCCCCAAAUGGCCCCAAGUUUCACAGUGCCCUAUAUACACUCUUGCAGAUCGUGGGAUCCUUUUUUCUCCUCUAUUUGCCACAUUAUUUGGUUAUAUUGUGGGAGGCGGCUAUAGAAUCAUUUUAUAGCAGCGAUGGCACAAAAAGCUUAAACUCCAAUUAUUACACAAUAUCUUCCAGUCUUCUUCUUUUUACGAUUCCCGUAAACGGUUUUUUGUACGGCGUCAAAAGUAAACCGCUGAGACAAGUAAUAAAGAACUACUGGAGGAAGAAACAAAACACGCACGACUUAAAUCAGGAGAUUCAAGCAAGAACACCUUCAGUUUGCGGUAGUAGACGACCUUCGAUACUCAUCAAUCCCAAGAAUGUCAUUGGAGACGUGAAUAAAAUCCUAAGAUCCCCCUUAAGAAGCCAGAACAACUUGAACACUUUGCAGGUGCCAAGUAAUAACAGCCAAGGAGUAUCUUUGGUGACAGAGGAUGAAAUUUUCCACAAGUUAAAAUCUAACAAAAAAAGCUCAACGUACAAUUUUCUACGAAAUAUUUUUGGAAAACAUAAAAAAGAGGAUGUACCAAAUUUGUAUAUACCGUUAACAAGUAACUUUAAAAACCAUACGGAGAAAAAAUCACCAACGAUAUUACUCACGAAGGCCUCUUCUGAGAAAAGUAUUUCGAGUUCUGAGAGCAAUGCCAAUCGACAGCCUUUGCUCGAGAACGAAUAUAAAACAACCAAUAUUUUAUUGGAGGAAGAAACGAAGUGUCAAAUCAUAGUAGAAAGCACCUUCAAACCCAUUAUCUUAGAUAUACCAAAUUUUGAAGAACAACAUAUCGAGAAACCCCAAACGUCAACAUAUCAGUACUAAACACAGAUUGCUCCCCACGAAUCAUACAGUGCAAAACUUUGACAGAUAUAUAUGAAAUUUUAGCUAAAAUAAAUAUUAGUUUAUUAUAGAA